Messenger RNA from Mytilus californianus (California mussel), 3232 nucleotides. RefSeq names its product aminopeptidase N-like. Gene Ontology annotation, cellular component: cytoplasm. The transcript is spliced from 21 exons. NCBI's taxonomy places the organism in Eukaryota, Metazoa, Mollusca, Bivalvia, Mytilida, Mytilidae. Gene Ontology annotation, molecular function: peptide binding; metalloaminopeptidase activity; zinc ion binding. The record is from RefSeq and is a predicted model, not a curated record. The coding region runs from base 171 to 3050 and encodes 959 amino acids. Gene Ontology annotation, biological process: peptide catabolic process; proteolysis.
UGUCACACAAAAACAUGUAUAUAUGAACAUGUCAAGGUUAUGAACUCAGAAAAAGUGAUAUCGGUUGGAUACAUCCAAAGAGAGCUUUAGUUUUCACCACGACUGCAAGUUAUUUUAUUAUCUGCAUGAGUUGAUUUCACGGAUAAGUGGCAUUUUAAGUCGUAAGCAUCAUGGGAAAUAUUAGUGAUCUGAGAAAGAGAGGUUGUUUCGUAACUAACCUUACAGGAUUUUUGUUGGUGAUACUGGUAAUCUGUCUGCUAGCGGUAGUGGCCGUCAUUGUUUAUUUUACAACGUUGGAUAUUAAAUGUUCUUCGUCGAAUGAAUCAAAUGGGAAAGUGGCAAAUAAGACACUACAUAAAGCGCCGUCUGUUGACAGGAAUUUUCGACUACCACUCAACUUGUACCCGACUGUUUAUGAAGUUGAGAUUCAGCCAUAUAUCUAUGGAGACAACUCAGAAGACUUUUUCUUCUCUGGUCACGUGGGAAUAGAAGUAGAAUGCAGGUCUUCAACAAAUGAAAUUAUUCUACACAGUAAGAUGUUACAUAUCACAGAAAAUACUAUCGAAAUUCGGCUGAGCGGACGACAUAACGACACAAUAAAUUCUACUUUAGAAUAUGAUACAGACAAUGGGUUCAUAAUACUGAAAUUGAGUAGAUUGAUGGUUGCAGGAAACAGAUACAUUGUAGAAAUGGGAUUUGAUGGACAUUUCUCUGAAGAUUUAGAUGGAUUGUAUCUUAGUUCGUAUGUUCGUGACAACUCUACGGUAUAUCUUGCUACUACGCAGUUUGAAGCCAUUCAUGCCAGGAAAGCAUUUCCAUGUUUUGACGAGCCUGCAAUUAAGGCAAAGUUUAUAAUAACACUCGUCAGGAAAAACCAUAUGAUUUCCUUGUCAAAUACCCGUAUUGUGUAUCGAGAAAAUAGAACGGAUAAUUGGGUUGCUGACCAUUAUGAAGAAACCCCUUUGAUGUCUACUUAUAUCUUAGCUUUUAUUGUUUGUGACUUUCAAUACACCAGCGACGUCACCAAGAACAAUGUAUUAUUUAGGUCAUGGGCAAGGAACGAAGUAGUGGAUCAAACGCCUUAUUCUUUGAAAGUUGGAAUCAAGAUCUUAGCAUAUUUUGAGGACUAUUUAAAUAUCAGCUUUCCUCUGGCCAAGUCAGAUAUGAUAGCUGUUCCAGAUUUUCAAGCAGGUGCAAUGGAAAAUUGGGGUCUCAUCACAUAUCGGGAAACUAAUAUGCUUUUCCAUCCUCUUGAAUCAUCUGAAUUCAGAAAAGAAGUGGUUGCAAAUAUAGUCUCUCAUGAACUGGCACAUAUGUGGUUUGGUAAUUUAGUAACCCCAGAAUGGUGGGGAGACAUCUGGUUGAAUGAAGGAUUUGCUAGUUAUUUUGAGCACCUCGGUGUAGAUCAUGUCCACCCCGACUGGAACAUGCUCGAGGAAUUCACUUCUCCUGAAAUGCAUCGAGCUAUGACCAUGGAUAGUCUGGUAUCCAAACAUCCUGUCUAUGCACAUGUAUCGGAAAAUAGACAAAUCCAGUCUAUGUUUGAUGAUAUUUCCUACAUCAAGGGUGCAUCUAUAAUUCGUAUGAUGAGGUUCUUUCUAGGAGAACAUACAUUUAAAAGAGGACUACAGCGUUACCUGAAGAACCAUCUAUAUGAUGUGGCCACACACGAUGAUCUGUGGUAUUCAUUGGGCAAUCAAAGUAAAAUUGACAGAAAUCCAAAAUUCAUUCAGAACAUAAAACAUAUAAUGGAUACAUGGGUGAUGCAGAUGAACUAUCCAACUGUGUUCAUAAAACGGGAUAGAGAUAAACUUAUACUAACGCAAUCACGAUACCUUUUGGAUACAGAAGCCGUUGAUCCUGGCAAAUAUGAAUCCCCCUUUGGAUAUAAGUGGGUAAUACCUGCGACAUUUACUACUAGUCUUAAUCUACGUUUUAAUCAAACAGCCAAGGACAUAAUUUGGAUUGAUAUAUAUACCUCAGAUGUUACCAUCUCUAGUGCAAUGAGUGGGUCAUCAGCCAAUGAUUGGUACAUAGGAAAUGUAAUGCAGUACGGCUACUUCAGGGUAAAUUAUCCGGAGGAGAAUUGGAUAAGACUUAUUCAACAACUCAAAACAGACCAUACGCUUAUACCUCCAAUAAAUAGGGCACAGAUAAUAAACGAUGUAUGGAAUCUGGCUAAGUCAGGAGAUGUCAAUACUUAUAUUGCAUUGCAAACAUUAGACUAUCUGCCAAAGGAGGAUAACGUUAUACCAUUAAGAGCUGCUUGGACGGAAAUAAAUUACCUACGGGAAGCUGUGAUUGAAACAGACCUUAACAGUACCUUUUCUAAAGUUAUGAGGAAAAUGUUAUCGAAGCAAUUCAAUAAAUAUGGAAUUGAUAAUACCGGUGCUGGCCAUACAGAAACAAUGACCCGACGUGGGAUUGUACGUAUGGCAUGUGACUAUGAGAGUGAGGAAUGCAUUCAAAACUGUACAGAUAUCUUUAAAAAGUAUAUGGAAAAUCCAAACGAAAAUCCAAUCGACGUCAAUCUACGUGGAACUGUUCUUUGUACAGCUGUUCGAAAUGGUGGUUUUAAAGAAUAUGAAUUUCUAAAAAGAAAGUAUAAAGCAUCGGAUAUCCCUUCAGAAAAGUAUACACUUCGUUACGCUUUGUUGUGCAGUAAAGAUAUAAAGAUUCUACGAUGGUAUUUGAAAAACAUUUUGCAUACUGAGGACAUAACAAAGGAAGACGCCGUCGAAGCUGUUCUACAUAUUUCUAUAACUGAAAUCGGUCGUCUACAAGCGUUAGAAUUUAUCAAGGGAAAUUGGGAUAUUAUUUUUAGUAGAUUAGUUAAAAGCGCACAUGAGCAAAAUAAAUUGUUGUCUGGUAUUUACAAAAUCUUAAGGACAGCCAAGGAAAUAGAAAAGUUUGCGUACUUAAUUAAAGAUUCACCAAAGAUGAUGAAAUUGAAUCAUAAGCCAGGGUUAGAACUAUCGAACAUCAGAAACAAAUGGAGCAAAAGGAAUUAUCAUAAUAUAAAAAAGUGGUUGCUAGAGAAAAACCUUUGAGAGUGCAUACAUUUAUCGUGUAUAAUCAACAAUUGAACGUACCUGUUUCAAUAGUCUAGCUAUUAAUUUACAAUUUGCGGAUUGAGUUGUUGUGCUUAUUUAAGAGAUAAUUGAUAAUUGUUAAUAUGAUAAUAUUAUUUAUAUUUUGAUUGUAUAAUUUAUCAAAUAAUGCAUAUAUUAGC